GAGACUCUUCCCCAGACACAUAACUAGGGCCUCGCUCUCCUCCCCAUUCUCAUCGCCAUGGCCCACACUCGAGCUCAAACAGCGGCCCAAAGGGCGCUCCCAUCACCGGCAUCAAAUUAUCAAGGAAAUCGACCCCAGGGCAAUCGCCUACGUCCAACUACACCCAGCGAGACGCCGACCCCACAAGAACAACCGGCGCCUGUCCAGAGCAGAGGUCGCAAGCGCAAGCACCCAACCGGACACGCACUCGAGGGAGACCCAGACCCAGACCCAGACCCAGACCCAAAGCGACAGCGGACAUCUCCUCCACGCCCUACAGAAGACGCAUUUGGCGAGCCAGCGAUUGGCAGCGGCGCCCACAAACACACUGACCCAGUUGCUUUCUGGGUGAAGGAAGGGCGCUGGCCAGAGGAGCAGGACUGGCCGGAAGAGACCUCAGAGACGGAUUUUACCAUGGAUCGUCUACCACUUGCGCGAAAGAAAUCCUCGUCCAAUCUGUCCCGGAAGCGAUCGAACUCUGCUACAUCCACGACGCCCAGCGACCAGAAGCCGAGGGAGGAGAAGAGCGCGCCGUAUAGGGAUGCGCGAUACACAGUCCUACUCGAGACCAAAGGCUCAUACAUGGAUAUCUCUGAGCUUGGUAUUACCGAUACGAGUAAGCAGCUUAUUAGGGACCUCCUUAACGGCAAGCAGUCGGUUCCUCAGGGAACCCUCUUUGACGAUUCUAUCUUUGUUAAUGCUUGCCGCAACCUCGAGAAUAAGAAUGAGGCGAGGAUUAUUCAAGACGUCUCAAGGCUUAUCGUUCCUUCGGCGGAAUCGCUCGCACUCUGGAAUAAAACCUGUAAAUGCCUUGUCGAAAGCGUCAACGAAGGGUGGAACAACUCGAUCCCUCUCACCAGCACCCGUCCACAGCCUGACUACUCCGUUGGGUUCAGACGAGAAGCAUUCACUAAGGACCAGCUCGCCAAGUUGUCACCAUUCAUUGGCGACUUCAUCACCGGGGACCAGUCUUUCUUCAUGGCCACGUACUACAUGUACUUCCCGUUCCUGACUUGCGAGGUGAAGUGUGGCGCAGCGGCGCUCGACAUCGCAGAUCGGCAGAACGCCCAUAGCAUGACCCUUGCGGUACGGGGCAUCGUCGAGCUCUUCCGUGCUGUCAAGCGCGAGGAUGAGGUCAACCGGAAGAUCCUCGCCUUCUCCGUCUCGCACGACCACCAGUCAGUACGGAUUUAUGGCCACUACCCAGUGAUAACCGGGAAAGACACCAAUUAUUACCGGCACCCGAUCCACCAGUUUUACUUCACUGCGUUGGAGGGCAAGGAGAAGUGGACAGCAUACCGAUUCACCAAGAACGUCUACGACAUAUGGAUGCCCAAGCAUUUCGAGAAUAUCUGUUCUGCCAUCAAUCAGUUGCCGUCGGAGUUGAACUUUGAUGUCCCACCGCUUUCCGAGGCGACCGGGCUUUCCCAGGAUUUGGGGACCUUGAUGCAGUCAGAUGCCAGCUGCGCUUCUCUGCCUGACGAGGGGGGCAGCCAGUCAAGCAAUGCCGGGCAACAGGCGGUCACUCCAGGUACCUCAUUCAGUGGGCCGAAGAGGAGGAAAGGAUAA
Molecule: messenger RNA, 1608 nt
Organism: Neurospora tetraspora
Lineage: Eukaryota; Fungi; Ascomycota; Sordariomycetes; Sordariales; Sordariaceae
Exons: 3
Coding region: 58-1608 (516 amino acids)
Source: RefSeq, a predicted model, not a curated record